This is a messenger RNA of Equus caballus (horse), 9723 nucleotides long. RefSeq names its product Rho GTPase activating protein 22 (gene ARHGAP22). Gene Ontology annotation, cellular component: focal adhesion. Gene Ontology annotation, molecular function: GTPase activator activity. The record is from RefSeq and is a predicted model, not a curated record. NCBI's taxonomy places the organism in Eukaryota, Metazoa, Chordata, Mammalia, Perissodactyla, Equidae. Gene Ontology annotation, biological process: signal transduction; activation of GTPase activity.
UUGAUUUGUUCUUUUUCUAGUUUCUUAAGGUGUAGGGUUAGGUAAUUGAUUUGAGAUCUUUCCUCUUUGAUAAUGUGGGCGUUUACAGCUAUAAGUUUCCCUCUAAGCAUGCUGCAUCCCUUAAGUUUUGAUAUGUUGUGUUUUCGUUUUCAUUCAUCUCAAAGUGUUUUUUAAAUUUCUGUUUUGAUUUCUUCUUUGGUUAUUUAGGACUGAGUUAAUUUUCCCAUGUUUAUGAAUUCUCCCAAUUUCCUUUUCUAAUUUCAUUCCUCUGUAGUCAGUGACCAUCCUUUUGUGUUUUGUUUUAUUCGGUCCUUUUAAAUGUUUAAGGCUUGCUUUAUGAUCUCGUAUGAGGUUCAUCCUGGAAAACGUGCCACGUGCACUUGGGAAGAAUGUGUAAUCUUCUGUUAUUGGGUGGAGUGUACUGUAGAUGUCUGUCAGGCAUACCUGGUUCCUUGUGUUGUUCAUCUUCUGUUUCCUUGUUGAUUUUCUGCCUCAUUGUUCCAUCCGUUAUGGCAAGUGGAAUACUGAAGUCUCCAACUAUUGUCAUUGAAUCUCACUUCAAUUCUGCCCGUUUUUAUUCCAUGAAUUACAGAGUUCUGUUGUUAGAGGCCUAUAUGUUUAUCAUCGUUAUAUCUUCCUGUUGUUUGACUCUAUUAUCAUUAUAAAAUGUUCCUCUUUGUCUCCAGUAGCAUUUCUGUUUUAAAGUCUAUUUUGUGUGAUAUUUGUUUAGCCGCUCUGGCUCUCUUUUGGGUAUUGUUUGUGCAGUAUAUCUUUUUCCAUCCUUUCACUUUCACCCUAUUUGUUUUUAAAUCUGAAUGUGUCUCUUGUAGACAGGAUUCAGUUUGUUUUUUAAAUCCACUCUGUCAGUCUUUGCCUUUUGUUGGAGUAUUUAAUUCACUUAUGUUUAAUGUGAUUGCUGAUGAGGUAGAUUUAUGUCAGCCAUUUUGCUAAUUGUUUUCUAUUCGUCUCUUGUCCUUUUUCAUUCCUCCCUACUGCCUCCUUUUUGUGUUAAAUAGAUAUCUUCUAUCAUAGCAUUUGAUUUCCUUAUUACUUAUUUAUAGUAUUUGUUUAGUUACUUUCUUAGUGGUUGUCCUGGGGAUUAUAAUUAGCCUCUUAAUUUAAAGUAAUCUAGUUCAUAUUAAUACUGUCUUAACUUCAAUAGUGUACAGAAACUUCUUUCCAAUAUAACUGUUCCCUCCCCUUCCUUUGUGCCAUUUUUGCCUUACUAAUUAUGUCUUUAUGCAUUAUAAGCCCAUCAACACAGUUUUGUAAGUAUUGCUUCAUGCAGUAUUCUUUUAAAUCAGAUAGAAGAAAAGAGCUACAAAUAAUGCAUUUAUACCGUCUUUUAUAUUUAACUGUAUAGGUACCUUUAUCAGUAGAUUUGAGUGACCAUCUAAUGUCUUUUCAUUUCUCCCAAAGGACUCUCUUUAGAAUUUCUUGUGGUAUAGAUCGGCUAGGACAAAGAACUGAAUUCUCUCAGUAUGUGUUUAUCUGAGAAUGUCUUAAUUUCUCCUUUGUUUUUUGAAGGAUAGUUUUGCUGGAUAUAGAAUUCUUGGUUGACAGUCUUUUUCUUUCAGCAUUUUGAAAAUGUCAUCCCACUGCCUGUGGCUGCCAUGGUUUCUGAGGAAAGUUACCCAUUCAUUAUUUGAGAACCCCUCAUAUAUGAUGAGUCAUUUUUCUUUUGCUUCUUUCAAGAUUCUCUGUCUUUGGACGGUUUGACUAGGAUGUGUCUAGGUGUGAAUCUCUGAGUUUAUCCUAUUUGGAGUUCAUUGAGAUUCUUGAAUUUAUAAUAUUUUCAACAAAUUUUGCAAGUUUUCAAUCAUUAUUCCCUCUGAUAUUCUUUCCACCCCUUUUUCCCCUCUCUCCUCUCCUAGGGCUGCCCUUAUGUAUAUGUGGGCACACUUGAUGGUGUCUCACUCAGGUGGCCUCUGAGGCUCUGUUCAUUUUUCUUCAUUCUUUUUUCCUUUCUGCUCCUCAGACUGGAUAAUCGCAGUUGACCUAUCUUCAAGUUUAUUGAUUCUUUCUUCUGUCCACUUAGAUCUGCUGGUGAGUCCCUAUAGUGAAUUUUUCAUUUCAGUUGUUGCACUUUUAAACUCCAAAAUUUCAAUUUGGUUCUUUUUACAGUUUCUGUUCCUUUAUUUAUAUUUUCUAUUUGUUGAGACAUGGUUGUUGUACUUACCUUUAACUCUUUAGACAUGGUUUUCUUUGGUUCUUUGAACAUAUUUAUCAUAGCUGAUCUGAAGCCCUUGCCUAGUAAGUCUAAUUCUAGAUUAAGACAGUUUCCAUUGACUGCUUUUUUCCUGUGUAUGGGCCAUACGUUGUUUCUCUUUUUGUGUCUUGUCAUUUUUUUCUUGAAAAGUGGCCAUUGUAGAUAAUAUAAUGUGGUGAGUCUGCAAAUCAGAUUCUCCUUCCCUUUCCAGGUUUUGUUGUUGUUGUUUUUGUUGGAGCUGUUUAGUGACUUUCCUUGACUAAAUAUGUAAAAUCUGUAGUAUGCAGUCAUUCAAGUCUCCCCUUGGUUAGUUUGGUGGUCAGCUAAUGAUUUGCCAGAGCUAUGAUUAGAUGCCUUGAACCAAUAAGUCUUCUACCCUUUGCUGUGUGUGUGUGUGUGUGUGUGUGUGUGUGUGUGUGAGCACACCUUUAAUGCUUAGAUAGUUUAUAACUCUGCCUUAGUCUUCACUUCCUGCUUGCACAGGGACUCAAAGUCAGCUAGAGGUGAGAGACUGGGGACCUCUUAGGUCCUCCCUGCUCAUAGGCACAGAUCUACACAUGCGCAUGCCCUUCUAGAUCUCCAGAAAUAUGUCAGAGCUUUUCAAAGCCCCCAGUGGAUUUCUCCCUCCCCAGGUCUUCCUUUUGGCCCGCUGUCAUUUGCCCCAAUUAGGAUCACAGCUUUAGGCAGCCGUAAUGUUAAAGAAUUACCACUGAUUGUUUUUGACAAAUGCCGUGGAGAUUGGGCUUUUCCACAGAAUGAGUCAGGUCAAGUGAUGACAAUGCUCUGUGAAUGGGGCUUUUUCAGGAAGCUACAAGACAGGUCACAUAGCGACAGUCCUCUGGGGAUGGGACUUACUGAGAUGCUAAUUCAUACCAAGGUAUGUGAGUGGGUACUAGGUCAUCUCUGGUCGAGGUCUUGUCCUUCUUACCUAAACUUUACCUAGACGCUAUGUGGUGACUUGGAGGUGAGUUAAGGUGCCUAAGGGCUUGGUCUCAAGGAGGCAGUGUGCAAUGUUGGAAGGUCAUGAAGCUUGGAGUUGGGCAGACCUGGUUCUGAAUUCUGGCUCUGCCACCUACUGUCUGUGCAGCCUUGGGGGCAAGUUACCUCUCUAAGCCGAAGAGGCAUACCUUUGUCUGUACACUGGGAUACCAACAACCUCACCAGGUUGUGUCAAGAGAAGAAUUAAAUUGGCCUCUGUAAUAAGGUUGCUGGCACACCGAAAAAUGCCUAAUAAUGGAAAUGAUUAUUAUUUGGCUUGAAGCUUAGGGUAAGACUCCAAAAAAUAAUGAGGCCAGUGUUGUUUUGUUGAAAUAAAAGCACUUAUAACACUCACUAUGUGCCAAGCCCUGUCCUAAGCACUUUCUGUAUGGGAAUUCGUUUAAUCCUCACAAUAACCCUAAAGUGGAUUCUAUUUGUCUCAUCUUAGAGAUGAGGGGACUGAGGCCUAGAGUUUCCACCCAAGGCCACUCAGCACUGGCACUCCCCCCUGGGCUCUUUUGUGCCAGAAUGCACACUCCCAACCUACACUCCAUGUUUCUUUCGUUUUAAUACAACACAACUUAACACCGGGCGUUGUCUUUUCCAACCAGCCAUGGAGAACACAACUAAAACCAAAAGCGGCGUAUGCCCUUUACUAGUGAAACUUGGGACGGACAGACUGGACUCUCCCUAGUCACAUCCAAUUUGGAAAGAGUAGAAGGUCAGUCACAAACCAAACUGGCAGCUUCUCCUUUGUGGCUUCGGCCGGGCCAGGUUCCUCUCUGGGGAUCAGUCACACACAGGACCUGUCCCCGGUCGGAGUUCCUCUUGGGGUGCGGGGAAGCAGAUGCGGCCCCCUGGAGCUGGUGCUGUGCUGAGCGCAGCCCCUCCUUGAACCGGCUCAGAGGGGCUCACAGCCUGAGGGCCAGGAGGGGGCGCUGCGGGUCAGCCACUCCCGCCAGCUCCCCAGGGGCCACCAGGAGCCCGCAGCGCCAGCACAGGAGGGAUGUUUAAUCGCUUGGCACCCACCUUAACUCACCAGGGCCGUGUAGGAGGAGCCAGCACCCCCAUGGGUUCCGUUCCGUCUUCUAUGACUCAGUUGGGCCCUGUCACAAUCAGUGAUGUCACAGUGGCCGCUGCCCACCAUGUGACUGUCUCUGCAAGUGCAGAGCAUGAGGUGUGGAUGGAGAGCUGGGGCGGCGCGCCCAGCGCCUGCUCUCCAGCCUCCCCAAAGGAGGGCCCUAAGUGGCCAGCACUCACCGACCCUCCUGCCCAGGAGGUCUGCAGCCAUGGCAGGUAUUCAGGUGGCGCUCACCAGAACAGCCAGGAUGUUUGUAAAACGCUCAAAUAUCUCUGUACCAGUUAGCAGAUCGUCGCUGCCAGCAGCCUCCCUAGGGCCCCGUGGCCUCCUCACUGUCUGGUGCCUGAAGCUCCAUGCCUGCCCAGCACAGCCACCUGCGGCUGGGGACGGGCUUAUGACCCGCUGCUGUGCUCAUGGUCUGGCCGAGCUGUGCUGAGCUUUGCAUACCAGCCAGUCUGCAUCAGCAACUUCUGGAGGCACAGAGCCCUGAACUGGGGAGUGAGGAGGGAGCUUCGAGACUGGAUUGUGUCCACGUCCUCGGUUUUCUCAUGAGGCGAGGCGGACGGAGAGAGGCCUGUCCUCUGGUAGGUGGAGGAUGCAGAUGGGCAGCAGCGUGAAUGGCCUUGGAGUCCGGCUGCCCUGGGCUCAAGUCCUGACUCCACUUUGACCUCCUGAGCCCCUGGGCGUGCGCCUGGGCUCUGGCCUCGGUCACACGGUCAGGAAAAUGAUGUGUCACCGGGCUGCCGCGAGACAGUGUGGGUAUGGAGCAGGACGACUUGUGUGGGGUGAGUGCCCCCCAGCCCCAAAUGCUGUCCUCCCCUGACAGCCGGGGCUGCGGAGACGCCGACACCUUCUAACUUAGCGGGGCCCCAGCGGCCAUGUCCAGGGCCACCUGCCUGCAGAUGGGCCACUACCUACCUCGUCCUAGUCCAACCUCGGGAAUGAGCAAGCUCUUUCCCAGUGAAGGCCUCUCGGGAGGGUGAAGGAGACCAUCCGCCAUUCACACUCUGAAGCCCACCUUGCUAAUGAUCAGUGGUCUGGACCUACAGAUGUCACACACGGGCUCGGAGGGGGUGAGCUGAGGGGUCCUCGGAGGCCACCCAGCCCGGCCUUCACAUUUUCCAGAAGAGUUUAUUUUAAAAGCCCAGAAGAGAGGAGGUGACUUGCCUAAGGCCACACAGCACGUCUGUGGCCCAGCUGGAACUCCACCCACGGUCCCUUGUCCGGGACCUCCUGUCUCUUGACUCUGGAAGGCUACCUCACUUUGUUCUAGUUUAGUCCACAUGAAUCGAGGGCAGGUUCUGUGCACAGAGCUGUGCCCGCCACUUACAGAGCUGGUGUCGCCUUCCUUACCCAACCGGUUAAUGGGUGGAAGGUUACUCAAGGCAUGCGUGAGGGUUCGGGGCUCCAUUCUCUCAUGCCACCUCUGACAGCUGGAUGCCAUGCAUGAGCCCUGCUCCGAAUGUGCUGGAGAAGGUCAGGCCAACUCUAUCAAAAAUAAUCCUUCCUCUGUUGUCCUGAGACAUCUCCAAGUACCAGAAGGGACAAAAUGGGCUUAGACUUGAGCCUGUCUGCUUUGCCACAGGCCCCAGCCCUCCCUGUCGUCCUGCCUUGUGCGUUUGCAUUGACUCCACAGCCCUGAUAUCUUGGUGGAUUCCCAGGGUUGAGAGGGGCUCUUGGUGCCUGACGUGUUUCUCAGCCAUAGUCAAGGAACCUUUUAUACAGAGAAUGCUCUCCUGCCUUAAAUAAACGGUCUUUCAUUUGGGAAGGAAGAGGAGCUCACAUGUGCUGGGCAUUUACUGUGCCAAGGGCAGCGCCAGCUGGGCCUCCGAUUUCUCCAGCCUCCCCUCGGGGUGGGUACGAUAGUGUCAGUUUUAGAGAUGAAGACAUUGAGUCUCUGAGAGGUAGACCACUCUCCCCCGGCCACCCAGAUGUCACCGGUCAAGCGAAGUUUGAACCGAGCUCGGAAUGCCUCCCGAAUCUGUGUUCUCUUCUCCCGGCUGUCUUUCAAGUCUCAAGAAUGGACUCUUCUGGGAAGAUCCCAGUUGAUAGUCCUUGGCUGCUAGGACUACGGGGCUUUGACGUUUCUCUGGCUACCUAAUAAAGUGAUUUCUGAUGGAAACCUAAGGACGUACUUCCUUCCUGUGCCCCACUCCUCUGGGACCCACAGGACAUCAUCAGAGCUUGGAAAUCCCUGGAAACCGGGGAGGAGCAGGCACCCAAAGGAUGUCGCAGCCCCUUCCCUUUAUUCAGAGAAACCGGGGACCCGCUCCUUCCCCAUAAACUCCUGGGAAGCCACUGACUAGGGCUGGGCGAAGGGAGGGGGGUGAGUCUGGGGGAAAUGAGGCCACGGAGCCCCGGAAAAGGCUUGGGUCACCCAGCAUCCUGCCCCGUCUCCCCUGUGAGGCCCCAUUGUCCUGGCUCCAGCUCCCGGCUGGCCCGCCCUCACCACUGCAGCAUUCACAAGCUGGCUCUAAGGCCCAUUCUGAGUGAGUUCGCGCUAUUUGUAGAAUCUUCUUAAAAUACCACAACAGUGCCAUUCACGGAGCGUCUGCCUGGCAGUCGAUGGUGGAGGUCGGAACAAAGCUUCCCUGUGCUCGGCAUCCCGUUCUGGCCUCUGCCGGAGGGCGCCCCUCCGCCCCACCGAUGGGGGUGCUGGCGCUCGCCCUGUCCUGGGUACUCCAGAGCGAGGCCCCGUGGGGUCCAGCCCAGACUCUGGUCCCCCCUCACUGGCCCGGAGCAUGCCCUGGGUCAGGCUGGCCAGCAGAGGGAGUGCAGGAUGGCGCCCAGCUCUGUAAACGAGAUGGUGGCCUCCAUGUGGCCGUCCCCAUUAGGCACAGGUCUCCAUACCCCCACCCUCAGCCCCCCAUCAGCAGGCCACACGCAGACUUGCUCAGUCACAGCUGGAUGGAAGGACGAGAACAACAAAUCAGUAAGGGCUCAUCAGGGAGGGACCCGGGAGGAUAACACCCAUCGUGUCCAGAAUCAGAAACUCUGGCAUUCUCGUUUCCAGGGACACGGUGUCAUCACAGUGGUGUCCUCGCCAAGUGCAUUGCUCCGCCCCACUUCAGCAGUCCCCACAGUGCCUUCUCAGGAGCACUUCCUCUUGGGAUGUUGAUAAGAGUCACAUCAGCAAGGUGUUUUGUGGUACCCGGAGGAGCUGAGGGUUUUCUGCUGUUGGACCUUUAUCAUGCUGAUGGCGGGGCUUCCGCCUGGAGCUGCUGGCUGGACAGCGAUGCUCUAGCUGGACCUUCCUGUGUCCCCUCCAGGAUGAGGGUGUGGCUGGAGCCCCAGGCGAUGUGCUCAUCUGUUCAAAGGUGGUACCGGGGAGCGGGAGAAGGUGCCGGCCAGCCCCGAGGCGCUGCUGCUCAUGGCCAGCUCCCAGCGUGACAUGGAGGACUGGGUGCAGGCCAUCCGCCGGGUCAUCUGGGCCCCGUUUGGCGGAGGUACUGCCCGUAGCUCGCAUGCUCACCCUCUAGAACCCUUGCCUUCAGGCAUCUUCGGGCAGCGCCUGGAGGACACGGUCCACCAUGAGCGCAAGUACGGCCCGCGCCUGGCGCCCCUGCUGGUGGAGCAGUGCGUGGACUUCAUCCGCGAGCGCGGCCUCACCGAGGAGGGCCUCUUCCGCCUGCCCGGCCAGGCCAACCUGGUGCGGGACCUGCAGGACUCCUUCGACUGCGGGGAGAAGCCGCUGUUUGACAGCACGACAGAUGUGCACACGGUGGCCUCGCUGCUGAAGCUCUACCUGCGCGAGCUGCCUGAGCCCGUGGUCCCCUUCGCCAGGUACGAGGACUUUCUCAGCUGUGCCCAGCUGCUCACCAAGGACGAGCGGGAGGGGACUCUCGAGUUGGCUAAACAAGUACGCAGCCUUCCCCUUGCCAAUUACAACCUGCUCCGAUAUAUCUGCAAGUUUCUGGAUGAAGUUCAGUCCCACUCAAAUGUCAACAAGAUGAGUGUCCAGAACCUGGCAACUGUUUUUGGACCUAACAUACUUCGGCCACAGAUCGAAGACCCAGUGACCAUCAUGGAGGGCACGUCCCUGGUGCAGCACCUGAUGACCGUCCUGAUCCGCAAACACAGCCAGCUCUUCACAGCGAGGGCUGCCGAAGGGCCAGCCUCCCCACGCGGGGGCCCCCCGUGCACCGUGGGAUGGGGCUCCGAGGAGGUCACGAAGGACAGCCAAGCAGAGCCCAGCAGCCCCACCACCCCCGGCCUGCCCUCACACAGGACCUCAUCUCUGGACGGGGCCACUGUGGCGGCGCUUUCUAGAACCUCUCCCAAGGGCCUGGGCAGCCACUGCAGCCCGGCUGCCACCAGCCCUGGGAAGAGGGUACAGACUCUGCCCAACUGGAAGUCCUCCUUCCGGCAGCCAGGGUCGCGAUCAGGGAGCCCAAAAGCGGGCAGCUCGGCCCUGGAGGUGCCCGACACCUCCUCCAGUGGGAACUGGCUCAUGAAUGGGCUGUCCUCCCUGCGUGGCCACCGCCAGGCCUCGUCGGGGGACCGGCUCAAGGACCCGGGCUCUGCACAGAGACUCUCCACAUAUGACAACGUGCCCCCGGCUGGCCCGGGUGCCAGCACGCCCAGCGGGGCCAGCACGGCAGGGUCCGGAGCCUCCUCUGGCGACGCCUCCGUCAGGGCCUCACUCAGCAGCUGCACUGCCUGCAGGGCCAGCGACUCGUCUGCCUGCAGCUCCCUCGAGCCCUCCCCGUUCCCCAGCAGCAGUGAGGACCACAGAUGUGCAGACCUGGGCCGUGGCCUGGACGGGGCAGGGCCCUGCAUCAGCAGCAGCGAGCCCAGUGACGCAGGCAGCCCCGUGCGGGACCGUGCCCACCGCUCCGAGGCUCUGCAGGGCCUGGUCACGGAGCUGCGGGCUGAGCUGUGCCGGCAGCGGACUGAGUACCAGACGAGUCUGAGAAGACUCGAAGAAGGUAGUGCUGACCUGAGGAAACAGAUGUCACGGCUAGAAGAAGAGCUGGACCAGGAGAAGAAAAAGUACACGAUGCUAGAAAUCAAGCUGAGGAACUCGGAGCGGGCGCGGGAGGACGCGGAGAGGAGGAACCAGCUGCUGCAGAAGGAGAUGGAGGAGUUCUUCUCAACCCUGGGGAGCCUGACCGUGGGGACCAGAGCCACCCGAGCCCCCAAGUAAACGGGUGGGAAGCACUCCCUUCCACCGCGUUGCUCGCUGGCCCUCAGUGGGGAUGGCCGCCGGCCUCGGAGGAGUCAGCCGCCCCUGCAGCCUGGACCGGGGCCCCGGAGCUCCAGAGCCAGCUGGAGAGAUGUCCUGACACCCCAGGGUCCUGCUGGAGGCCUGAGCCCCACACAGGAUCCGGGUGUUCCUCUGACAGUGCAGGGCCUGGUGGGGACAGUCCCAUGGCCACCAAAACAUGGCACCUUGGAUCCAAGUAGCCCUCAGGAACGUUUUGCAUUCUUUAUUAAAUUUGCUCUGAAAGCCUGA